CGAUCACGAAGAAAAAUAUUUGCAGAGACAUUGUAGCCCGAGAGAACAUUUUGUUGCUUCAACUUCACUUAAGUUCUGUGGCAUUGCAGUUAGAGAAAAGAAGCUUUCUUGAAGAAGAUCAAUGGCUAAUGAUAGAGAAGAGUUUAACUUAUGUGGACCUUCUCAUCUCACAACUGUUGAUUGGGGAAAUGAAGAUCAUCAACGUUGUGUAGCAGCUUGUUUAGUACAAGGUAUAUAUAUAGUAGAGCGUGAUCGUCAGCUUAAACGUGAAGGCGCUGAAGCUCUUGCAUCACCUUGGUGGGAGUCCUUUAACUUCAAGUUGAUUCGUCACCUUAAAGAUGAUGCUGAUUUCUCCAUCUUUGGCGGCAUUUACGAGUACAAACCGCAGCAACCAGAUAGUGUUGACGCUGGAGUUCCGCGGUAUGUGAUAGCCUUUAGAGGGACAUUGACUAAAGCGGAUUCGAUAACUCGUGAUAUUGAGUUGGAUAUCCACAUUAUUCGGAACGGGCUUCACAGGACAUCGCGUUUUGAGAUCGCGAUGCAGGCUGUGAAAAGCAUGGCUGAGUCUGUUGGUGCUUCAAGCUUCUGGCUGACAGGACAUUCUCUAGGUGCAGCUAUGGCGCUCCUCGCGGGGAAAACAAUGGCAAAGAGUGGAGUAUAUAUCAAAUCUUUGUUGUUCAACCCUCCAUUUGUGUCUCCCCCAAUCGAGAGGAUAGCAAACGAAAAGGUUAGGCAUGGGAUUAGAUUCGCCGGGAGCCUCAUCACAGCAGGGCUAGCUCUGUCCAGAACCAUCAAACAAGCACAGCAGCCGCAGCCACAACAACAGCAACUGCAAAUACGAAACUUAUCUGAAGAUCCACUAGAGGCACUAUCUUCAUGGCUCCCUAACAUACAUGUAAAUCCAGGGGACCAUCUAUGUUCAGAGUACAUCGGGUUUUUCGAGCACCGGGGGAAAAUGGAACAGAUUGGGUAUGGAGCCGGAAUAGUGGAACGGAUGGCGAUGCAGCAUUCUUUGGGAGGUUUGCUGAUGGAUGCAAUGGGAGUGAGCAAUGCAGUUGAAGUAGAAGAGCCUGUUCAUGUAAUCCCAUCUGCAAAUCUAAUUGUAAACCAAACUAAUUCUGAAGAUUACAAGGAAGCACAUGGGAUACACCAAUGGUGGAGAGAUGACCAAGAUUUGGCUUCUCACAUUUACAUGUACAAAUAACUCUUCAUUCUUUCUUUCUCAUUAUUAAGAAUUUGUUUGUUCGUAUCUUUGUUUGUAAUGGUAAUGGAGACAAUGUAAGAAAAUUAUUCUUAACUAUGUAAUAGUUUUGUUUGUACA
Messenger RNA from Capsella rubella, 1321 nucleotides. RefSeq names its product GDSL esterase/lipase At4g10955. The record is from RefSeq and is a predicted model, not a curated record. The transcript is spliced from 3 exons. Bases 122 to 1204 code for a protein of 360 amino acids. NCBI's taxonomy places the organism in Eukaryota, Viridiplantae, Streptophyta, Magnoliopsida, Brassicales, Brassicaceae. Gene Ontology annotation, biological process: lipid metabolic process.